Polyodon spathula (Mississippi paddlefish) is the source of this 2592-nucleotide messenger RNA. Its product is annotated as ER membrane protein complex subunit 3-like. Gene Ontology annotation, cellular component: membrane; EMC complex. The transcript has 9 exons. The record is from RefSeq and is a predicted model, not a curated record. Gene Ontology annotation, biological process: protein folding in endoplasmic reticulum. NCBI's taxonomy places the organism in Eukaryota, Metazoa, Chordata, Actinopteri, Acipenseriformes, Polyodontidae. Bases 171 to 956 code for a protein of 261 amino acids.
GUGCUGUUGUUCCUGGUUUGGAAACGAAAUGGCUGCUGAUGCUGCAAGCGCCGAUGCUCUUAUCAUUUAAAUCGAAUACUGCUAGAAGCUGAAUUUGUAUAUUUAAAUAUAUAUGCACAGGUUGCAUAGGGAUUUAUUCAUUUAAUAUUUUUUAAGUAUCACAUCGCCCUAUGGCUGAGCCCGAGCUACUUCUGGACUCCAACAUUCGUCUCUGGGUCGUCCUGCCCAUCGUCUUCAUCACCUUCUUAGUGGGAGUGAUCCGACACUAUGUGUCCAUUUUGCUACAGAGCGACAAGAAGCUCACCCUGGAGCAGGUGUCAGACAGUCAGGUUUUAAUAAGAAGUCGAAUUCUGAGAGAAAAUGGAAAAUACAUCCCUAAACAGUCCUUCCUGAUGAGGAAGUUUUUCUUUAAUAACCAGGAUGAUGGAUUUUUUAAGAAAACAAAGAGAAAGGUGGUCCCUCCUUCUCCCAUGACAGAUCCCAGCAUGCUGACGGACAUGAUAAAGGGGAACGUGACCAACGUUCUUCCCAUGCUUCUUAUCGGAGGCUGGAUCAACUGGACCUUCUCUGGAUUUGUUACCACCAAGGUGCCUUUCCCACUCACCCUCCGGUUCAAGCCGAUGCUGCAGCAGGGGAUUGAGCUGCUGACGCUGGAUGCCUCCUGGGUGAGCUCGGCCUCCUGGUAUUUCCUGAAUGUGUUUGGCCUUCGCAGCAUGUACUCCCUCAUGCUGGGACAAGACAACGGCGCGGACCAGUCCCGGGUUAUGCAGGAACAGAUGAGUGGAGCUGCGAUGGCCAUGCCUGCAGAUACCAACAAGGCCUUUAAGGCAGAGUGGGAGGCACUGGAGCUGACUGACCACCAGUGGGCGCUGGAGGGUUUGGAGGAAGAGCUGAUGAGCAAAGAUCUGGAUCUAGACAGCAUGUUCAGCAGUGAACUGCCCACCGGCAUGUUCUGAAUGUGAUUGGCUCUGUUGGGCCUAUGAUGACAGCUGUCUUAGCAAGACCAUUUUAAUGGCAAAAAUUGAGUGGAGCAGUGGAAAGUUUUGAAGGAUAUUUCAGAGGUUCUUUUUUUUUGUUUGUUUUGUUUUUUUUCUUCCAAUUUUGUAUUUGUUUGUUUUUUGCCCUUUCUUUCUUUUUCUUAUCAACUUUAUCUCCUUUCAAACCAUCUCUCUCUCUCCCUCUCUUUCUAACCCUCUCUUAACUGACCUGUAUCAUAAGUACUGAGGUGAAGCAGAUUACUGUUUUGGCUAAUGCUUUCAUUGGUGUUAUCAGCCAAAUAUUAACAUAACACGAAUGUACUUUUGUCUAUUUGAUUUAACUUUCUUAUAGUUUUUCCUCCCUCUUCCCCCCACCUUCUCGCCCCAUGUAAAGUUUAAAAGCUGUUAAUUAGAACUCUCUGCCUCUUUAAAAUGUAUGUAGAACUGCGUUAGGGUUUACUUUUUACUUUUUUGUGAUUAUUUCUUGCAUAAAGCAUUUUUUCAACAUUUCCAUCUGUUUUGUAAAGAGACUUGGUUUGGAUUUUUUUUUUAGCUGUAUUUAUUUUUUUUAUUUGCACACAUCACACUGCUUUACGCUUCCAAAAAUGAACACACCUAUCCGUGCUCUGUCUUCUAAUACUGUGACUUUCAGAUAAGAGGGUAGCUCACUUUCCAUAACUUCUUCUAAGGCAAUUAUUUGACAAAGCAUUAUGUCUACUACUAUGUAUCCUGCCUGCCUUAUAUGGACAUGGAAAUGUGAUGACCAAGUCAGCCCUUAUAGAGUAGCACUAUAAAUUCGUAUUAACAGUUUGUUUCCUGCUUUGUCACUUUGUGUUUCUCUUUUUAUUUAGUAAAGGGAAAAAAACACCUUGGCAUCUUUUGUGCAGACGUGGAGAAUCAUAAAUAUGUUGCUCAGGGUUGUGAAGUUGAGAAUAGUAAAUAACAAUGGACAAUUGUGUAAUAAACCCCAGUGCUAUGGACCCCAUCUUUAAGAUUGUUCUAAUUCAGUUAGCAUAGAUUAUUAUAACCAGGCUUGUAUAAAUCCAAUGCUAGUGUAAUGAGGACCAGUUAAUCAGCUCAAUCUCAAAAUUCAAGUGAAUCUAGUCGUUGUUGAGUGGAAGCUUAAUAGUCACUUCCUCCAUCAGCAAAUUCCCUCAGGCCUAAUUCCAAACCAGUUCACAUUGCAUUGAUAUUAGUCUGCUGCUGAUGAAAACUAAAAAGAUCAAUUUCAAAUUGUUUUCAGCUCAAUCCUUGUAGCUAAGGCAAACCAGGCAUUUUCUUUGUCCCUGUUUUCCUGUUUUUUUGUUGUUUUUUUCGUAACUUUGUGUUGCCUUAAAAUACCAUUUAGUGGUAAUCACAAAUAUAGUUCUGAUAUAAUGAAUAGGAGUUAAACCUUGGAAUACCUGGAGAGGAUAAAUUUUACACUGUACAGAGUUAAUUCAAUCUAUGGUACUAAAUAUAUUGUUUUACAGUCUGCUGAGGGGGAAGUGGUCACAUUUUGGUAAUUAGUGGUAAACAUUUUGAAACACAAUAGCUUACAAACACUUAUAGAUUAGAAGAUGAACUUCCUUCCAAAUUACUUCUUUCCUCAAAAGAAAUUCUAAGGUUUUUUUUU